This is a messenger RNA of Culicoides brevitarsis, 1018 nucleotides long. It is a transcript of the gene Chd64, whose product is annotated as myophilin. The transcript is spliced from 5 exons. The record is from RefSeq and is a predicted model, not a curated record. The coding region runs from base 146 to 718 and encodes 190 amino acids. Gene Ontology annotation, molecular function: actin filament binding. Gene Ontology annotation, cellular component: actin cytoskeleton. Gene Ontology annotation, biological process: actin filament organization. Lineage: Eukaryota; Metazoa; Arthropoda; Insecta; Diptera; Ceratopogonidae.
CCGCUUUCAAAUCGUUAAGACGUGUGUUCGUACGCCACAGUUAAAGAAUUUAUUUUUUUUUUUACUCUCUAGAAAUUAGUGCCGUUAUUGACGAAUAUUAAGUUAAUUCUAAUUAAAAAACGAAAAAAAAAAAUAAUAAGGAAAAAUGUCUGCCGUACCAAAUCGUGCCCCUAAAUCCGGAUUUGCCGCUGAGGCCCAAAGAAAGAUCAACUCAAAAUACAGUGACGAGCUCGCCCAAGAGUGUCUGGAAUGGAUCCGAGAAAUUACCGGCGAAGCAAUUAACGUGUCCGGCGACAUGGAUAACUUUUACGAGACAUUGAAGGAUGGCACCUUGUUGUGCAAGUUGGCGAACACCCUCAAGCCAGGCACCGUCAAGAAGAUAAACGAAAGCAAAAUGGCCUUUAAAUGCAUGGAAAAUAUAAAUUGCUUCCUCGAGGCAGCAAAGGCAUUCGGCGUACCUGUACAAGAAACAUUCCAAACUGUCGACUUGUGGGAACGACAAAAUCUCAACUCGGUCGUUAUUUGUUUGCAAUCGCUCGGAAGAAAAGGAUCCAGCUUAGGAGUCGUUAGCAUCGGACCAAAGGAAGCCGACAAGAACAUCCGUCACUUCUCGGAAGAUCAACUCCGUGCCGGACAAGCAAUUAUUUCGUUACAAUACGGUUCUAACAAAGGUGCUAAUCAAAGCGGUAUCAACUUUGGCAAUACCAGACAUAUGUAAAAAAUUUGUUAAAAAAAAAACAAAAAAUACAAAGACAAUCGUACAGAAAAGUAAUUAUUAAAUUGAUAAAAGAAAAACUGUUCCCUAUUUAGUUAUUUUUUCUAAUAAUUUUAUUAUUAUUUUUUUGAAUUUUGAGAGUUCAAUGUUUUUUUUUCGGUAUAGUUUUAUGAUUUUUUUUCCUUAAAUUAUAACUAAAUUUAGCAUUUGUAUUUUUAACUUCUUUGCUCCUAUAUAAUUAAUUAUUAUAUAUUAUAAAGUUUAUAAAUUUAUAAUUUUUUGAAGAACAAUAAAUACGUUUUU